AUGUUCAAGCUGUUGUGCUUCGUCACUCUCCUCUCUGUAGCCCUUAGUACUGGCUACAGAGGCAGAGGUGGUUAUGGUGGAAGUUUCUAUGGACGCAAAGGUGGCUAUGGGGGAGCUUCCUAUGGAAGCCUUGGUUAUGGAAGAGGUUCCUAUGGAGGCAAAGGCGGUUAUACAGUAGUUUACUAUGGAGGCAAAGGUGGCUAUGGAGGAGAUUACUAUGGAGGAAAAGGCGGCUAUGGAGGAGAUUACUAUGGAGGAAAAGGCGGCUAUGGAGGAGAUUACUAUGGAGGAAAAGGCGGCUAUGGAGGAGAUUACUAUGGAGGCAAAGGUGGCUAUGGAGUAGUUUACUAUGGAGGAAAAGGCGGCUAUGGAGGAGGUUCCUAUGGAGGAAAAGGCGGCUAUGGAGGAGAUUACUAUGGAGGCAAAAUCGGUUAUGGAGGAGAUUACUAUGGAGGCAAAACCGGCUAUGGAGGAAGUUUCUAUGGUGGCUUAGGUGAUUUAUAUGGAAGCAAAGGUUAUGGAGGGGUUUAUUACGAUGGUGGUUACGGAUCCGGUGGCUACUCUGGGAGAUCUUACGGAAAAGAUUACUAUUGA
Ostrea edulis (European flat oyster) is the source of this 594-nucleotide messenger RNA. RefSeq names its product keratin, type I cytoskeletal 9-like. The transcript is spliced from 2 exons. The record is from RefSeq and is a predicted model, not a curated record. Lineage: Eukaryota; Metazoa; Mollusca; Bivalvia; Ostreida; Ostreidae. The coding region runs from base 1 to 594 and encodes 197 amino acids.